CAAAGGUCAAGACAGAAUGACUAAAAUCCUCUCUCUAGAUUUUUAUAGAGUCAAACUAAAGGCCAGGGAAGACACUCCCCACCUGAUAACUCAAUUUUAAAGUGUUGUUUCUUUUGUAGUCUUUUCUUAGAACUUGGUUUUCCCAUAAGUAGGUGUCAGAGCCUAAGCUAUUUUGAAGCUCUUAGAAUUAAUGAGAGGAUAUGCGAAUCCCCACAGGGUGGAUGCAGAGGGCUGGCUAGCUGAUACCCACCCUGGGAACAGUCUCUGUGUUUCUGUGAGAUGUGUGAGGAUGUUUUGGAUAUACUAAGCAAUGCCCAUGUGCCCUUCCUUUAGGUGUCCUGUGCUCUGAGUUCACACAAUGCCCCGAGAAGAAGUUCACUUCGGUUAUCCCAGGAAGGGGCACAGCCACUCUUAUAUCACUGCUGAAGAGGCCGCAGGGAUUGGCAUCCUGGUUGUAGCCCUGGGGAUUGCUCUGCUAAUCGGCUGCUGGUAUUGCAGAAGACGAAGUGGAUACAGAGCCUUGACGGACAAAAGGCGUCAUGCUGGUACUCAAAAUACCUCCAGGGAAAGAUGCUUAUGUGAGAGUCUUGAUCACCAAGACAGCCGACUGUCUUCUCAAGAAAAAAACCACCAACCUGUGGUUCCCAACGCUCCACCUGCCUAUGAGAAGCUCUCUUCAGACCACUCGCCACCACCAUAUUCACCCUGAGAGCCGAGAAGCUGCUAAGAAUUCUGAAAGUUUCCUUCAUGCUUUCGCUUUAAGGCUGAGUAGAUGCCCAUGUUUUGCUUUAGAAUGCUAUAGAAUGUACAGCUAUACUAACAGGCCAGGGUUAAAUUCUUGGCAGGGCAAGCAGAAGGGUGGCGAGGAAUGGUGAGAAAUAUUAACCUUGGAAAAGCGUCAAUAAAUAUCUCAACGUAUAUUAUCUGUCCCAGUGGCAAUGCCAUUAAAUCAUCAUUGUUAGCAUUGUUUUGAGGGGUGAACUCACCUGGAUGACCAGGGAGCCUCUGAUUUGCAAAGAAAUUUUUAUCUUUAUGUGUGCCCACAUUUAUGUAUGUGCAUUUGCAUGCUGAUUCCUGCUGAAGCCGGAAACUGUUAGAUUCCCUGGAGUCGGAGUUACAGGAGGCUUUGAGCUGCCUCCUGUGCGUGCCGGAACUAAAUGAGUUCUCUGAAGGAGCAGGGAGCACUUUUAACAAUGCAGCCACCUCUUCUGACUUUCUCCUGCUUCCUAAAAUGAAACGCAGCUAGCUUUCAAACUACUCUUCAGCUUUUAAAAGCAACCUAUUGGCCAGUGUGAGCUGUGCAGAAUUGCCACAGAUGUUAUGGGCUGUUCAGAAAGGAUCCCGUUACAGGUUUAAAACAACUUGCUUCUGCUGGACAAUGUUAACCACGGUGCUCUGUGUUCUAAAGGGAUCCCACAGUAACACAUUGUAAAGUUUCUCUCUCUCUCCUCCCUCCACUUCUCUCUCUCCGUGGUUAUGUAUUUGUGAGGACUGAGGUCAGUGUUGGGUAGGUUUUUUUGACAGUCUCUCAGCAAACCCUGAGUUCAUUGGUUUGGCUAAUCGGCCAGGGAGCCUCAAAUACCCACCCGUGUCCACUGCUCAGUUCUGGAGUUAAUGUGCUUCCACACCUUACCAUUAUGCGUGGACUCUGGGGUUCCAAAGUCUCAAGCUCGUGUGGCAGGCAUCUUACAAACUAAGCGAUCUUCUCAGCAGAAAAUAAAAUGAACAAAUAUA
Messenger RNA from Rattus norvegicus (Norway rat), 1734 nucleotides. The record is from RefSeq and is a predicted model, not a curated record. Lineage: Eukaryota; Metazoa; Chordata; Mammalia; Rodentia; Muridae.